Pyricularia oryzae 70-15 is the source of this 1011-nucleotide messenger RNA. Its product is annotated as 40S ribosomal protein S13. The record is from RefSeq and is a predicted model, not a curated record. Gene Ontology annotation, molecular function: structural constituent of ribosome; small ribosomal subunit rRNA binding. Gene Ontology annotation, biological process: translation. Lineage: Eukaryota; Fungi; Ascomycota; Sordariomycetes; Magnaporthales; Pyriculariaceae. Gene Ontology annotation, cellular component: nucleolus; cytosolic small ribosomal subunit; ribosome. The coding region runs from base 217 to 672 and encodes 151 amino acids. The transcript is spliced from 5 exons.
AGGAGAACCGAGGAACUGAGAAAAAAAAUCGACGCGGCUUUGAUUUCCUCGUCCCCGCUUGCCAGCCCACAAUCUGGGAAGUGAGAUUUUGCCUUGAAUCCCGCCUUUUCUUUGAGAGGAAAUAUUCCUUCCCGCGACGACGACCCGACGACGAUUUAACGCCCAGCUAAACAACACCCAAAUCUCCCACAUCGCCGCCUUCCACAAACCGCCAAGAUGGGUCGCAUGCACUCCAACGGAAAGGGCAUUUCUGCCUCUGCCAUCCCCUACUCGCGCAACCCCCCCGCGUGGCUCAAGACCACCCCCGACCAGGUCGUCGAGCAGAUCUGCAAGCUCGCCAGGAAGGGUGCCACCCCGUCGCAGAUUGGUGUUGUCCUCCGUGACUCCCACGGUAUUGCCCAGGUCAAGAUUGUGACCGGUAACAAGAUCCUGCGCAUCCUGAAGUCGAACGGCCUCGCCCCCGAUAUCCCUGAGGACCUGUACAUGCUUAUCAAGAAGGCUGUCUCGGUUCGCAAGCACCUUGAGCGCAACCGCAAGGACAAGGACUCCAAGUUCCGCCUGAUUCUCAUCGAGUCCCGUAUCCACCGUCUGGCUCGUUACUACAAGACCGUCGGCGUCCUGCCCCCCACCUGGAAGUACGAGUCCGCCACCGCCAGCACCCUCGUCGCAUAGAGUGACUUUGGGUUUUUGUUCUGGGGGUGCGCGAGCAUUGGUUGUGGGGAUGCUCGCAUUAAGGGGGUGUUUAACUACUACUUGGUUGGUUUGGUCGUAAACGGAGUUUGGGCAGGAAAAAAGAAUACUACUGCAUUUGUCGACGUCUAUAUGAACUUGACGACGACCCUCAUGACGGUCCUGGGGUCUACCAUCAUUGGCGGGAAGAACCCGUCCAUACCACUAAGAUAGGAGACUGGGCAAGUAAAAAGCCUGAGUUGCGGAAGACCCGCGACCUCUUUUCCAUUGCCAAUGAAGCGCAUCUAUCGUGGUAUCAUCUAUGUUUAAGGAAACAAUGAC